Aspergillus welwitschiae is the source of this 1779-nucleotide messenger RNA. RefSeq names its product flavin-containing monooxygenase. Lineage: Eukaryota; Fungi; Ascomycota; Eurotiomycetes; Eurotiales; Aspergillaceae. The record is from RefSeq and is a predicted model, not a curated record. Bases 1 to 1692 code for a protein of 563 amino acids. Gene Ontology annotation, molecular function: NADP binding; flavin adenine dinucleotide binding; N,N-dimethylaniline monooxygenase activity. The transcript is spliced from 6 exons.
AUGCCCUCCAACUACACUCAGCAUGUGGGAAAUUAUGAUUUUACUCGUGCCACCGUCGUGAUUAUCGGAGCCGGCGUAUCAGGGAUGUGCAUGGCCAUUGACCUCCUUCAUCGAACCCCCAUCCGAAAAUUCGUCAUACUCGAGCAGGGAAGCUCGGUCGGUGGAACCUGGGCCAACAAUCUCUACCCGGGCUGUGCAUCGGACGUCUGUAGCUCUUUGUACAGCUAUUCAUUCGAACAACGUCCCGACUGGGCAGCAGAGUAUCCGGGUCAGGAAGAGUUUCUGACAUAUAUGACAGAUGUCGCGCAGAAACACGGGCUCUACAAAUACAUCCGUUUCAACACAACUGUACAAGAAGCCCGCUGGGAUGACCAGCAACAGCAAUGGAAGGUUAAGGUGGCCCUGAACAGCGCUAAGGCUAGCGAAUUCCACGAGCAAUAUGAACUCACCACCGACUUUCUGGUAUCAGCCGUCGGUCAACUAAAUGUGCCCAGCUAUCCCUCCAUUCCAGGCCUGGAUGACUAUACCGGCAAGUUGAUUCACUCCGCCAGAUGGGACUGGACCUACGACUUCUCUGGCAAGCGGAUUGGCGUGAUUGGAAACGGCGCCUCGGCAAUCCAAAUCGUCCCCGAACUAGCCAAAACUGCCGCUCAUAUCACCAUCUACCAGCGCAGUCCGAAAUGGCUCCUCCCUCGCUCUAACAAGAAAAUCGGCGCUAUCCAGCAUUUCUUGCUAUCAUAUGCACCUCCCUUGCGCUGGUGCAAGCGAAUUCUGCAGAUGCGUUACCGAGAAUGGUUAUACAACGUCCUUGUCACCCCCGGCACAGUCCCAGCCCGCCAAUUUGAGGCGCAAUCACAGGAAUGGAUGAAAAGCCAGUUGCCCGAUAAGCCUGAAUUGUGGGACUCUCUGACCCCAAACUAUGCCAUUGGAUGCAAGCGCGUUCUCAUCUCCGAUGAUUUCUAUGCUGCCUUGAACGCGAGUCACGUCGAUCUCAAUACCCGACCGAUUCAACGCAUCACAGCCACGGGCGUGCAAACAGACGAUGACCAACAGGAAUACGAUCUCAUUGUACUGGCCACUGGCUUCCGUGCUUCGGAAUUCCUGCACCCGAUCCGGGUGUACGGUGCUGGUGGCCGACCUCUGGAAGAUAUCUGGAAGGGCGGGCCGAGAGCAUACUAUGGUAUGACGGUCGAGGAUGUGCCGAAUUUCGGCAUGCUCUAUGGACCCAACACGAAUUUGGGCCACAACUCCGUUAUCACAAUGAUCGAAGCUCAAUCAAGAUACCUAAGCACAAUGAUCCGGGCCGUGGCGGAUGCGAAGAAGAAGGACCAAACGCUAGUCAUUCAGCCCCGGCCAGAAGUGCUGCGAGAAUACAACGAGCGGGUCCAGAAACACUUGGCUGAAACCAGUUUCGCCGACCCCAACUGCCAAAGCUGGUACAAGACUGAUGAGGGCCUGAUCACGAACAACUGGCCUUUCACGGUGGUGCAGUACCAGAAAGAGGUGUCUCAGGUGCGGUGGGCGGACUUCAUUCUCAAGGGUAGUGGGUCCGCUGCGGUGGCGAAGAAGAAGGCGACUUAUGUUGGUCGGGUUAAGGAAGAGGCGCUAGUUAGCAAUGUUACGCUGUUCUUGGGAGUGACUCUGGCGGCUGGGGGAGUUUAUUGGCGUGCUACGAGCUGGUGGAAGUGGUAGGUUUGGAACUUGCUGGUGUGUCAGACCGAUUUGUACUCAGAUAUGUUUUUAGUCGAGGUAAUGAAUUAGCAUGUUUGAUUAUCUGAG